This is a messenger RNA of Microthlaspi erraticum, 1320 nucleotides long. The record is from the annotation of a GenBank genome assembly. Lineage: Eukaryota; Viridiplantae; Streptophyta; Magnoliopsida; Brassicales; Brassicaceae.
AUGUUGGAUAUCAAUCUAUUUCGAGAAGAAAAGGGGAACGAUCCGGAGAUCAUCCGGGAAUCUCAGCGCAUGAGAUUUGCCAGCGUUGAAGUCGUUGAUGAGAUCAUUAAUCUCGACAAACAAUGGCGUCAGCGACAAUAUGAAGUAGAUUGUUUGAGAAAAGAGGAGAACAAGCUGAAGAAUCAAGUGGGCAAGCUCAAAUUGUCUGGUGCCGAUGCGACUGAGCCGAUUCAGCAAAGAGAGAAAAUCAAACAAGAGCGUAGCGAUAAAGAGGCGGAAGUUGCUGAGGCUAGUGAUGCUAUAAAAGCCAAAAUGAACACUGUGGGAAAUCUCGUACAUGACUCGGUUCCGAUUGAUAAUGAUGAGGCAAAUAAUCUCUUGGUCAAACAUUAUGGUGAAACGAGGGUUGCUUUACUUGGUGAGGAGCUGAAAAACCAUGUAGAUCUCGUUCAUCUUCUCGGUUUUGUGGAUACCAAGAGAGGUGCUAAAGUUUUCGGAGCAAGAGGCUAUUACCUAGAAGGAGCUGGCUCGGCCCUUAAGCGAGCUCUUAUGAGCUUUGGGCUAGACUUCUUAGCAGAGAGAGGAUUCAAAGAAAUGAAUCCUCGUUCUACCAUGAGGAAGGAUGUCAUGGCCAAGUGCGCACAAUUGUCACAGUUUGAUGAAGAACUCUACAAGGUGAGUGGUGAAGGAGAUGACAAAUACCUUAUUGCAACCGCUGAGCAACCUCUUUGUGCAUACCAUAAAGAUGAAUGGAUCCAACCGAGCAAGCUUCCCAAAAGAUAUGCCGGUCACUCGACCUGCUUUAGGAAAGAAGCUGGUUCCCAUGGAAGAGAUACACUUGGCAUUUUCCGUGUUCACGAGUUUGGCAAAGUUGAACAGUUUUGCGACACGAGUCCAGAAGAUUCUUGGGCAAUGUUCGAUGAGAUGAUCAAGAACGCGGAAGAUUUCUACCAAGCGCUUAAACUUCCAUACCGAGUCGUGUCGGUUGUGUCUGGAGCUUUGAACGAUGCAGCUGCGAAGAAGUACGACUUGGAAGCAUGGUUUCCUGCGUCAGGGACUUACAGAGAGCUCGUGUCCUGUUCCAACUGUACAGACUAUCAGGCUCGAAGGCUUGAGAUUAGAUACGGACAUAAAAAGGACAAUGACAAGACAAAGCAGUAUGUGCAUAUGCUGAAUUCGACUCUUGUCGCGGCAGAGAGGACCAUUUGCUGCAUUGUCGAGAACUACCAGCGAGAGGAUGGUCUCGACAUCCCUGAGGUUCUACAAUCUUACAUGGGCGGAAAGACAUUUUUGCCUUGGUGCCAAGAAGUCCAAGAUUAA